CAUCGACAGACAGCUGUUGGAAAGAAGCAAAGGGGGAGGCUGAGCACACAUUGUUGGGGGGACAGCAAGCUAACUUUAUUCUCUUUUUUCGGGAGAGUGAAUAAAACUAAAGGACACAGAACCAAAACAAAACCGAAUGAUCUAAGAGAAAAACUAUAUAUUUAAAGGCCAACUCUCUUUCGUCGCUAUCGUGCGGAUCAGUUGAAGAUAGGUCUCCAAGCACAGAAUUGACAAUCGAGGGGUAAGGAGCUCAACGGUGAACCGGCGCCGGGGAGGCAGUCGGAGCGCCCGGUGCUGGAUGUACUCGGCCUCUCUCUCCCCAGCGGCCUGCCAUGGGGGAGACCAAAAUUAUUUAUCACCUGAACGACCAGGAAACGCCAUACCUGGUCAAACUGCCCAUCGCAGCGGACAGGGUCACUCUUGCCGACUUCAAAAAUGUCCUCAAUAAACCAAAUUACAAAUUUUUCUUCAAAUCAAUGGACGAUGAUUUCGGGGUGGUAAAGGAGGAAAUCUCAGAUGACAAUGCCAAACUGCCGUGUUUCAACGGGCGCGUGGUGUCCUGGCUGGUGUCAGCGGACGGCUCCCAUUCUGACGGGGGCUCUGUGUGUGCAGACAGCCAGGCUGAGCUGCCCCCCCCUCUGGAGAGGACCGGGGGCAUCGGAGACUCCCGCCCCCCCUCUUUCCAUGCGAACGCUGCCUGCAGCCAUGAGGCUGUGGCCAAUGACACUGAGGCAGAGUCUACCGUUCCCCCACGGAGAGAGAGGGAGAAGGAGAGAGACCGGGAGAGAGAGAGGCCGCGUAAGAAAGACGGUCAUGACCAUGGCGCCCGUGUGAACGGCCACAUGCGGGCGGAGAGGAGGCCGGAGCUGGCGGGGUAUGAGAGCUGCUCCACCCUCAUGAGCAGCGAGCUGGAGUCCACCAGCUUCUUCGACUCCGAGGACGACGACUCCCUCAGCCGGUUGAGCGGGUCCACAGAAAAGAGCAGCUCAUCCAGACUGCUGAGACGGCACCGCCGUCGCCGACGGAAACCUAAAACGCCACGCAUGGAACGGUCAUCCUCGUUCAGCAGUAUCACAGACUCCACUAUGUCACUGAAUAUCAUCACUGUCACUUUAAACAUGGAGAAGUAUAACUUUCUCGGCAUCAGUAUUGUGGGGCAGAGCAACGAGAGAGGCGACGGUGGCAUCUACAUUGGGUCCAUCAUGAAGGGCGGGGCUGUGGCGGCCGAUGGGCGGAUUGAACCUGGAGACAUGCUGCUGCAGGUGAAUGACAUCAACUUCGAGAACAUGAGCAACGAUGACGCCGUGCGGGUGCUGAGGGAAGUCGUGCACAAGCCGGGCCCUGUCACUCUAACCGUGGCAAAGUGCUGGGACCCCAACCCGCGCAGCUGCUUCACUCUGCCCCGGAGUGAGCCGAUCCGGCCUAUUGACCCUGCUGCGUGGGUGUCCCACACUGCCGCCAUGACGGGGGCGUACCCGGUGUACGGUAUGAGCCCUUCAAUGAGCACCAUCACCUCCACCAGCUCCUCCAUCACCAGCUCCAUCCCUGAGACCGAGCGCUUCGACGAUAUCCACCUGUCCAUCCACAGCGAUAUGGCGAUUAUCGCCAAGGCGAUGGCCUCCCCAGAGUCUGGACUCGAGGUGCGAGACAGGAUGUGGUUGAAGAUCACCAUCCCCAACGCCUUCAUAGGGUCUGACGUGGUGGACUGGCUCUAUCACCGCGUGGAGGGCUUCACUGACCGCCGUGAGGCGCGCAAGUACGCCAGCAACCUGCUGAAGGCUGGGUACAUACGCCACACCGUCAACAAGAUCACCUUCUCCGAGCAGUGCUACUACAUUUUUGGAGAUGUGUGUGGAAACAUGGCUAAUCUCUCCUUGCACGACCAUGAUGGCUCCAGUGGAGCUUCUGACCAGGAUACCUUGGCCCCCCUGCCCCACCCUGGUGUGUCCCCCUGGCCCCUGGCUUUCCCCUACCAGUAUCCUAUUCCUCACCCCUACAACCCCCACCCUCCACAUGAGCCACCCCGCGGCCACGCUGCAGGGGGAGGCAGUGCUGGCAGCCAACACAGCGAAGGGAGCAGCGGCUCCAGUCGCAGCACGGGCGCUAAGAAGGAGGCUAAAGCUGGAGCCGGGGCGGCGGAGUCUAAGUCUGCCGGCAGUGGCAGUGAGAGUGAGCUCCGGAGGGAGAAGGCCCCCAGCGAGCACUCGGCAGCGCCCCCUAGUGAACACAGCGUGCGGAGCACCCACAGCCUGCGCAGCGCCCAUUCUGCCGCCCCCAGCCUGCCCUACGGCCCCCCCGGCCUGCCCCCCCAGCCCCAGACGCCCCCCGCCGCGGCCCCCGCCGUGGCCCCCGCCGCGCCUGGCUCCCCCCCCGGCCGCGACCUGGACUCCGUGCCCGGCUCCCCCCCCGCCCGCGCCCUGGACUCCGUGCCCCCCGAAAUGGCCGCCUCCCGCCAGUCCUUCCGCAUGGCCAUGGGAAACCCCAGCGAGUUCUUUGUGGAUGUCAUGUGA
Messenger RNA from Conger conger (European conger), 2510 nucleotides. RefSeq names its product segment polarity protein dishevelled homolog DVL-3. The record is from RefSeq and is a predicted model, not a curated record. Gene Ontology annotation, biological process: canonical Wnt signaling pathway; intracellular signal transduction. Gene Ontology annotation, molecular function: frizzled binding. Gene Ontology annotation, cellular component: cytosol. NCBI's taxonomy places the organism in Eukaryota, Metazoa, Chordata, Actinopteri, Anguilliformes, Congridae.